This is a messenger RNA of Colletotrichum acutatum, 1140 nucleotides long. RefSeq lists its product as uncharacterized. NCBI's taxonomy places the organism in Eukaryota, Fungi, Ascomycota, Sordariomycetes, Glomerellales, Glomerellaceae. The coding region runs from base 1 to 1140 and encodes 379 amino acids. The transcript has 3 exons. The record is from RefSeq and is a predicted model, not a curated record.
AUGACGCGACAACUCCCCUGGGACCGUAAUGCACUGGAACGGACGUCAACCCCGAAGAAACACACUGCAACGACACCUCGCAAAACCGCGACACCAAAUCGGGCAGUAUCUCGAGCGACGACAGCUGCUGCAUCGCCGCUGGAUCAUUCGAACCAAAAACCAACCCGCUCAAAUGGUUUCCUCGGAGGCAGAAGCCCUUCAACUUCACCACCGCCAGAACCUCUGCCGGAAACACUCAUGGUAGAGGGCCUCGAAAAUGACGACAAGUACCGCAUGGUCGAGGACGAGCUCGUCACAAUCGCAGGCCACUUCACAGCACACCUCCACGCAGCAGAAUACCAGCGCCUCAAAGCCCAAACACGCACCCAAAACGCAGAAACCAUCAAAACUAUUUCCCGCCCCGUCGUCGGGUCCCUCACUGAGCUCGCGCGCAAACGCCAGGAGGAGCUGCUCCGUAAGAAGAAGCAGCGCGAGGCGCUGCGCCGCGCAAAGAGGGACGCCGGCCGCGACGACGAGGAUAUUGGAGACGAGACGAGCGUGCCGUGGCGGGGCACGUCACUGCAGGGACUCAUGCACAGUCCCAAGAAGAAGGAGGUGCCGUUGAUGGCGCUGACGAGGACGGAUUCGGGGGUGAGGACAUCGGCUUCGGGGUUUGGGGGCGUGGUGAGGUCUUCUCAGAGCAGGAGGCCGGCGGUGCCGGCGAAGAGGAGGACGCCGGUGGAAGAGGCGACGACGGAAGAUGAGAGUGAUGACCUCGGAGGACCUGUCAAAGCUCCGGUCAGGAGGGACGUCGAACACAAAAGACCGGCUUAUCCAUCAGAAACUAUUGCAAAGGUCCAAAGCCGACCAAGCAAUCAGCUACGAACGACUCAUUCAAGCAGCGCGCGACAGCCCGAUGCGAAAGCGUCUUCAAACGGGCGUGGGGCCUUGGGAACAGUGGCUCCGAAGCCUGUCUCAUCCGCCAGAGCGACUACAAAUACACCACCUACGAAUGAUGAAGACGAUGACGAUGACGACGAUGAUCUCUUUACUAGAUUCAAGAACCGGAGAGCGAAUACCAGGCCUCAACGGCGGGCUCCAGUCAAGAAGGAAAGACCAGACUCAAAGGAAGCCGAAGACAUCAUUCCCUCAUUCAUAUGA